Messenger RNA from Cataglyphis hispanica, 1354 nucleotides. RefSeq lists its product as uncharacterized. Gene Ontology annotation, molecular function: inositol monophosphate 1-phosphatase activity. The record is from RefSeq and is a predicted model, not a curated record. Bases 13 to 900 code for a protein of 295 amino acids. The transcript has 6 exons. Gene Ontology annotation, biological process: signal transduction; inositol metabolic process; phosphatidylinositol phosphate biosynthetic process. NCBI's taxonomy places the organism in Eukaryota, Metazoa, Arthropoda, Insecta, Hymenoptera, Formicidae.
ACGUCAGCUAUUAUGUCGAGUGAUUUGGAUAUCGCAAAGUGCUACAAGUUCGUGAAGGAACUCACACUACAAGCUGGUAAGAUAAUCAAGAGUGCUUUCGAGUCUGAAAAGAUUGUUGUAUAUAAGAAACAAGGAGACUGGGACUUAGUAACCGAUAUUGAUUACAAAAUUGAGAAAAUGUUUAUUGAUAGUUUGUCCACGGAAUUUCCAGAUCACAAAAUUAUCGCGGAGGAAACGGUAAAUACGAUGCAGGAAAUGCCGGAAUUGACGGAUGCGCCGACCUGGUUUCUCGAUCCGAUCGAUGGAACGGUCAAUUUUGUACACAGGUUUCCACAGAACUGCAUAUCCAUAGGUUUAACUGUCUGCAAAGAGCCCGUCCUAGGCAUCAUCUACAAUCCCGUAUUCUCGGAGCUGUAUACCGCGAUAAAAGGCCAGGGCGCGUUUCUAAAUGGAAAACGGAUUCACACUUCCAAAGUCACCGAAUUGAAGAAAGCGCUGCAAGUGAUCGAGCCAAAAAUUAUGCGAAGAGUAUAUAAAAAAAACAUCUUUCUCGGCAGGAUAGAUGCUGUAGUCGAGGCCACGAGAGCAACCAGAAGUAUGGGAUCGGCCGCAAUGAGUAUGGCGUACGUAGCGCGGGGUGCAAUAGAUUGUGUCCAAAUAGAUGGUCUGCAAUCCUGGGAUGUCGCGGCGGGAAUAGUUAUCGUUCGCGAAGCGGGUGGAACAGUUAUGGAGACAAAAAAUGGUGUCUACAACAUUAUGAAGCCGAAUACUAUUGCAGCGUCCAACGAAAUCUUGGCAUGUGAAAUGUCUAAAUUAAUCAUCGAAACUGACUUAAAUAUACAAAAACAACAGCUUGAGAAUCAGGCGCAAUGCAAAAAAAAGACGAAUCACGUUAAAUGAUUGAGAAGCUGAAUAUAAAGUAGGAGGCGUAUCCUCUCACGCGGGAGGGAAUGUAUCUAUCACGUAACACAAGGAAAUUAUUUAUGAAAACCAAUCUAAAGAGGUUUCCUACAAAAAGUCCUACUGACGCAUUGGCAGCGUGCAACAUAUCAAACCGAUUACUUUAACGUAAAAGAUGUGUUAUAUCGUCGCUAUAUUGCGCAAAGAAUAACAUAAUUUUUUCCAGUUUUCCUCUCGAUCGAGAGAUCUUUCUCUCGUCACUGUUUUAAAUACACCUUACAACAAUGAUAAAUUUAUCCAUCUGUCAAAAAUAUAUCAUCUUCAAAUAUAUUUCGCAACAAAACAAUACUUUUUUGCUCUCAACACAUAAUUUUUUUUUUUUUUUUCAAUAUAAUCUUAUAUAAAUUUAAAAAUUCACAAAUGUACAUUUACAUAAUUAGGCGGCAACCUUGAA